CUUCUAUCUCUAUUAUUUUUCACUCACAUUCUCUCUUUUUUUUCUUCUUCUUAUAUAUUGUUUAUUGCACCAAACCAUUAUAUAUUGUUUAUCUGGAACUUGUAUUGUAAUUUUUUAACAGAAAAAUUUUGAAGUAGCUGGAAAUUGGAGCUUGUGAUUAAGAUCUGGAUCCAAUGGAACUGAAGGCAAAUCAUACGUCUCUCCUCGCUGAAACCGCAACCUUGACAAGGACAAGGUCAAGGCUCGGCACGCCUUCGAGUCUCUCUUGCUCUCCUACAGGUGGUUCGACUUUUCUCCACGGUCCCUCGCUAACUAUUCCAAGGAAGAAGAAUGGAGUUCUUGACGAUGUUCGUUAUAACGGUUGUCUCGACGCAAUGAGAUCGUCUUCUCCUACUCACAAGAAAAUAUCUAUGGAUGUUGGUCACGGUGUUCCGUCUUCUGAAGCCGAUGCCGCUUAUUUAACCUGGCUGCUAGAGUUUCCAUCAGCACUUUCGUCUUUUGAGCAAAUUACUAACUGUGCAAAAGGCAAGAAAGUAGCAUUGUUUCUCGAUUAUGACGGGACUCUUUCGCCGAUUGUUGACAAUCCCGACCGCGCUUUCAUGUCUGACAAGAUGCGCGACGCAGUUAAAAGCGUGGCAGAGUAUUUUCCGACCGCGAUAAUUAGCGGAAGAAGUCGUGAAAAGGUACAUGAGUUCGUUGGCUUGACCGAACUUCAUUACGCUGGUAGUCAUGGAAUGGACAUUAUCGGUCCUCUUAGAGAAUCGGUAUCUGAUGAUCACCCGAAUUGUAUUAGAUCUACCGAUAAGAAGGGUAAGGAAGUUAAUUUAUUCCAACCUGCUGCCGAUUUCCUGCCUAUGAUUGACGAGGUACGGAUGUUGCUCGUUGAUUGUAUAAGAGACAUCAAAGGCGCAAAAAUUGAGAAUAAUAAGUUUUGUGUCUCUGUACAUUACCGUAAUGUAGACGAAGAGAAUUGGGAUUUGGUGGCACAACGCGUUUACGAUAUCAUGAAAGACUAUCCACAUUUACGAUUAACUCACGGUCGAAAGGUUUUAGAGGUUCGACCGGUGAUUGACUGGGAUAAGGGAAAAGCUGUUACCUUUUUGCUAGAGUCUCUCGGACUUAACGAUGAUGAAGAUGUUCUAGCUAUAUAUAUCGGUGAUGAUCGAACAGACGAAGAUGCAUUUAAGGUUUUGAGUGAGGUUAAUAAAGGUUUCGGAAUCUUAGUUUCUUCUGCGCCUAAAGAAAGCAACGCUGUUUACUCUCUUUGUGAUCCUUCCGAGGUGAUGGAAUUUCUCAAGUCACUUGUGGCAUGGAAAUCAAACUCUUUACUAUAGUGUAUAGAGGAGAUUAUGCUUCUACUAUACUAUAUAUUAAUGACAGAAUCUGAUUUUGGAUUAUUGGAGCAGAAUUAAGCUCUGAAGAAGACCUUUCAAGAUAGGAAUAACUUUUUGAUUAUUCAGUUUUGUUUUGUCAAAGCUUUUGUGGUGGCUGUAAAUUAAUGGCUUAUAGUUAUAUGUGAAGAAGACUAUUCAAAAUUUGUUCAGAGGGUUAUUUUUUUCUAUAAAUUAUUAUUAUUAUUAUUAUUUAAUUCAUAUGAAAUUGUUAAGGGAGAAUUCCCAUGUGUUAAUUUUUUGUUUAUCUGUAAUUUGGAGGUCAUUAAUAUAUAUUAUAAAAUUUU
Molecule: messenger RNA, 1678 nt
Organism: Vicia villosa (hairy vetch)
Lineage: Eukaryota; Viridiplantae; Streptophyta; Magnoliopsida; Fabales; Fabaceae
Product: probable trehalose-phosphate phosphatase F
Exons: 11
Coding region: 174-1334 (386 amino acids)
Biological process (GO): trehalose biosynthetic process
Molecular function (GO): trehalose-phosphatase activity
Source: RefSeq, a predicted model, not a curated record